AGCAUAAUUAAAAACUAGCAAGAAAAACAACAAAGAAUAAUGAUUUUGUGCAACACAAAUUAAAUAUAUAUUUAAUUACAGCAAAUGCAAUUGUGUUCAAUCUCAAUCAAAACUAAAUCCGUAAAGCUGUAUCCAACAAUCAGCUCACAUACAGAGAAAGCUACAUAAUUCAAUUACAGGGACAAACAGACAAGCUGACAACUGUGCAAUACGCCCCCCACUCACCACUCAACAGUCGAUUCUGACCCGGAAAUACGAGCGAUACGCUUAAGUGCCUUCUGUGGAGGCUACUGCACCCACCAAGCCAGCAAGUUGAACAGCGUUGAAAAUGCAUUUGAGUGCGGAUCUGUCAAGUGCGUUGCAGCAAAUCGAGGCCGUGAAGAAGGGCAUCGAUGAGUCGGAGGAUGUCAAGCUGCAAAUGCAAACGGCGGACAGUUUGAAUACGAUACUGGGCAUAUUAACGGAUCCGGUCUUUCGCACAAUUGCCCAUGUGCAGGAGUCGCUCUAUGAGCUGGGCAUCCAGCUCGGCCAACAUCCGUCCAUGCUGCCUAAUGACUUUGACAUCGAUGUUUCUGGGAAUCUAGUGCUUAGCCUCAAUGGUGGCGAUGUUAUGUAUGAUUCGUCGGCUCCGCCCAGUCCCGACAAGUCUACGUCCACGGGUGAGGUGGAGCCGCGUCCACAGAGCCAGAACUCCAAGUCAGCUGCCGCCGAUUUAUAUGCAACGGAUUACGCUCAAAUCCAGGCCAUUGAGCUGGUCAACGAUGGCACUGGUUUGGGCUUUGGCAUUAUUGGGGCACGCAACUCGGGCGUCAUUGUGAAGACCAUCUUGCAGGGUGGCGUGGCGGAUCGUGAUGGACGACUGCGUUCCGGCGAUCACAUUUUGCAGAUCGGCGAUGUUAAUCUGCACGAGAUGGUGUCCGAGCAGGUGGCCGCAGUCCUCAGGCAAUCGGGCACGCAUGUCCGGCUCGUCGUGGUGCGACCCAUCGAGCAGAGUAUGCCGACGCCACAAUAUGCCCUGGAGCCGGGCAGUGCUGUGGUGCCCACGCGCGUUCUCGUUGAUCCUGCCGAGCUAGAACGCUAUCUCAUCUCCACCGGCUAUCCGGAGAUCUUUGGCGAGAGCUCAACUGCAUCGACGCCACAAACGACGACGGAGGAUGAUCGUUUCAUUUAUCGCGGCGAGACUUCGCUGCUCAUCGAUCCCAGCAUUGAUUUGGAGGAGCUACUGGCACUGCCUGAGACCGAGAAGCUUCAGGUGGAGCUCAAGAAGGAUGCCAACGGACUGGGCAUCACCAUCGCCGGCUAUGUCUGCGAGAAGGAGGAACUCUCGGGCAUUUUUGUGAAGAGCGUUUCGCCUGGUUCCGCUGCGGAUUUGAGUGGACGGAUUCGUGUCAACGAUCGCAUUAUCGAAGUCGAUGGCCAGUCGCUGCAAGGCUACUCCAAUCAUCAGGCUGUCGAGCUGCUCAAGAAGUCUGGCCAGGUGGUCAAUCUGCGUCUCGAGCGCUACUUGCGCGGACCCAAAUAUGAGCAGCUGCAGCAGGCGAUUGCCGCCAAUGCCAACGAGAAGCCGCCCACCAGCACACCAGGCACUCCAUCGCGCGCACCCCUUCCCACGCCCCCGGCGUCAACGUCAGCGGCAAGCACUUCGACUGCCACGACCACCAGGGAACUGGAGCUGGAUGAAACACUGCCUGCACCGGAACCUUUUAUGAUGACAACACCACCGUCGAGCUCCUUGGCAACGACAACAACGCUGAGCAGCUUUGGCGCCGGGAAACAACUGGUUGCGGUCAGGGAUUCGCUCGAAGGAACACCCACGAUCAUACCCACAGAUGUGGUAAUGCAGCUGGCCGAUAAACAAGAGGCGAAGAAUGCCGGUUUGAUUACACGCCACAAGUACUACACAGAUCCGGAUCUGAGUGAGGAGAUCGAGUUGGAGAUUGUGCGCAAGUGGCAAAAGAUUGUUGGCGCCGACAUGGAGGUGAUUGUGGCCCAGAUCAAGAAGUUCGCCGUCGGCGGUUUGGGCAUCUCGCUCGAGGGCACCGUCGAUGUGGAGGGCGGACGCGAAGUGCGUCCACAUCACUAUAUACGCUCCAUUCUACCGGAUGGCCCCGUUGGCGUCAAUGGUGUUCUUCGCUCGGGCGAUGAGCUUCUCGAGGUGAACGGGGAACGUUUGCUGGGCAUGAAUCAUUUAGAAGUGGUGGCCAUAUUAAAGGAGCUGCCACUAGAUGUGCGCAUGGUGUGCGGACGCAGCAAGGUCACCUCACUGCUGCCCUUCUCCGACGAUACGCUCAAGAAGCUGAGCAGCAACAACUUUGAGAAUCUACUGCCGGCCACCGAUCGACUGGUGAAGGCCAAAUCCGAUGGCAGCUUGGCCACAGCCGGUUCGGUCGCCGAUGCCGAUUCGGUGGCCGUUGCGGCCAAUUCGUUCAAUAAACUGAAAUCUCGCUCACUGGAGCCGCUCACCGGACUGGCCAUGUGGUCGUCGCAGCCCCAGAUCAUUGAGCUGCUGAAGGGUGAUCGAGGCCUGGGCUUCUCCAUACUCGACUAUCAGGAUCCGUUGGACUCGAACGAUACGCUAAUUGUAAUACGCUCCUUGGUGCCCGGUGGCGUUGCCCAACUGGAUGGCAGGCUGAUACCCGGCGAUCGUCUGCUUUUUGUCAACUCAAUCAAUUUAGAGAACGCUUCGCUGGAUCAGGCGGUGCAGGCGUUGAAGGGUGCACCCAAGGGUGUAGUUCGCAUUGGUGUUGCCAAGCCGCUGCCCAUGACGGAUAAUUCGCUGAAGGCGUGCAGCAAUACGAGCACCACCAGCGAGGACACCCUCGAUGCCCAGCAAUCACCUCCAGCGCUGCCCACCACCGCAGCUCCACCGACCGCGGCCAAAGGCGCUGAGCCCGAUUUGAUACCCGACUGGCGCAAUUAACCGUCGAAAUAUAUUUCUGUUAUUAUAUUUACAUAAGGAUUGGCAUGCAAAUAGUUUGUUAUCCGUUUCUAUUUUCAUUUUUUUUUUGUAGAAGCACCACAAUGUGUUGACCAGUCUUGUCUUCAUUCCGGACAGCUGCAUUCCCAAUAUACGCAAUAUUUUACAUUCCUCCCCUUCCCCCUAGUAUUAGUGUGUAUGUGAAUUUAAUGUACUUAAAGCUAAAUAAAUUAUGCAAAAUCGUUUACAAUUAAUAAUGUAAA
Messenger RNA from Drosophila grimshawi, 3180 nucleotides. RefSeq names its product patj homolog (gene Patj). Bases 329 to 2920 code for a protein of 863 amino acids. Gene Ontology annotation, molecular function: protein binding. The transcript is spliced from 2 exons. NCBI's taxonomy places the organism in Eukaryota, Metazoa, Arthropoda, Insecta, Diptera, Drosophilidae. The record is from RefSeq and is a predicted model, not a curated record.